Molecule: messenger RNA, 1944 nt
Organism: Jaminaea rosea
Lineage: Eukaryota; Fungi; Basidiomycota; Exobasidiomycetes; Microstromatales
Exons: 1
Coding region: 21-1559 (512 amino acids)
Biological process (GO): protein localization to cell surface; attachment of GPI anchor to protein
Cellular component (GO): GPI-anchor transamidase complex; membrane
Source: RefSeq, a predicted model, not a curated record
CUCACUCAUCGUAGCCUCCCAUGGCAACGACAAGGACGGUUGCUGCGUCGUCGUCGUCGUCGUCGUCGUCGUCGUCGUCAACGGCGCCGAAGCCCUCACUACUACGUCGUCAUGCCUUGCCACUGACGAUCAUCCUCGCGGCCGCUUUCGUGCUGCGCAUCGCCCUCUUCACCCUCACAUCCCUUCCUUCGCUCCUCGAGACGCGACUCGAGCUCAAUGACCCUCACAAUGCAUGGAAGAAUGUCCUCAAGACAUUUUGGGCGAUCGAUCCACCAGCCAACAUCGAGGUACCCUUCCCUUACAGAGCACACGGCGAAGCCUCAAUGACGGAUGCAUUCGCUACGCCCGCAAGAGCUCUGCCUCCACCGCUGCUCCUCAUGAUCCUCUCGCCUGUCUUGCCUUCGCUGCAUCAUACCUCAUGGCGUAUCGAUGUGGCAACGCUAUCGAUAGAUGCAGCAAGCAUCCUCUUUGCUCUAGCCGACUCAUUGGCCACCUUGCUCAUCUUCCAGCUCGCAGCCCUCCGUCUUCGCUCGCCCAUUGUGCCUACGCGUACAACGCAACACAAGAGGAAGAACCGCCUCGAGGCAAGGCAUCGUCUGCAGUCCCUCGGCAUCAAAGGUCUACGACUAGACCCUCAUCCCCUGGCAAUCGCAGCAGUUUACGCCUUCAAUCCACUCAGCAUCUCCACCUGCCUAGCCCGAAGCGGCACGACACUCGUAUCCACUUCCCUCCUCCUUGCACUCUGGGCAGCCACGUCAGGGUACAGCGCCAUCACAGGUCUAGGCAUUGCGACCUCUUCGCUCCUCUCGCUCCAUCCGAUCCUCCUUGCUCCGCCCUUGAUCGCCCUAUGCUGCAGGCAGACCCGCUACUUCCGUCACCACCUCGGUCGAAGAGUAGGCAAGCGACAGAAAGACAGUGCAAAAGACUGGCAGAACCCCACCUUCUGGACAGGUCUUUUCCUUGCUGGCUUCGCAUGGAUCAGUGCAGGCUUUCUCGCCGAGCAUCAGGGUCGUCCCGAGGUCGCAGCACAGGACUGGUACUCCCUUCUCGCCGUACAUCGCUCCUUCCUUACCCUCCCCUCCCUCACACCAGGGUUGAGCCUGUGGUGGUACUUCUUCAUCGAGAUGUUCGAGCAUUUCAGGCACUUCUUCCUGCUGGUCUUCAACGCUCAUCUCGCUGCUUGGACCAUCCCAGUCACACUCAGGUUCAGGCAUGACCCGCUCUUUGCGACCUUCUUGCUGCUCGGGGUACAGAGCAUCUUUAAGCCUUAUCCUACUGCCGGGGAUGUAGCGACCUGGCUGUCUUUAGGCUUCGUCUUCCCAGAGUAUGCGGCUUGUGAGUGCCAGGAGUGCCUGGUGACGGUCACGCCGAGCACGAUGCUGAAACCCUUUCCCUUCGUCCACGCUCCGCAGACCUGCGCAAUCCUCUGCCUCCCGCUCUCCUCUUCCUCUACUCCACUCUCCUCAUCCCCUCCUUCGCUCACCUCUUCCUCGUCCUCGGAUCAGCAAAUGCAAACUUCCUCUACGCGGUUGGGCUCGUGUGGAGCUUGGGCGGGGUAGUCGUGUGGCUCGACUGGGCUUGGGCUGGUGGGAGGGCGCAUUGGGAAAGGGAGAGGGAGGCCGGCAUUCAGGAGAGAGAUGAGAGUGGAGGGCAGCAGGAUGAAGAUGAUGAAUUGCCCGGGAAUGUCAGUGGACAGGAGAGCGCGACAGAAAGAAGACAGAAGCGGCCGGCUGGUACCAGGAGAACCGUGGCCCAAGUGUAGCCUUGCGACGCGUCUACGAGAUUGGCAGCCAGUAGAAACCAUACACUCACACCUCGUUCUGGCUGAGCAGGAUCUGCAACCUCUCCUUCCUCCUAACCUUGACCUGAACUCGCUCAACAGGGCACCGUCCCUCGACCUCCCUAGGUAUCAUUCCACUCUCUCGCCACUCCCUCGGCCAGGCC